AUGCUCCGAAUAUUAAACAAAAAAGCGAGCUCCAAGCAUGUUCGAGAACUGGUGUCUUCAGAAACGAGUUAUGUCGUUCUUUACACUCCAUCGGUCAAAACGAAGCUGCAAGAGUCAAGAAUCCACAAACCGCUUCUGAAGACAGUCAUAUUUUAUCUGCCCAGUCGGAGGCGGGCGAUUUAUGCCGACAAAAAUGGGAGUAUUCGUCUCGGCAACGUCUCACAUCUCGGUUCGGAGAGACCCAGCAGCACCACGUACGCACUUCAUCAGCAACGAUGA
This is a messenger RNA of Opisthorchis viverrini, 279 nucleotides long. RefSeq lists its product as hypothetical. NCBI's taxonomy places the organism in Eukaryota, Metazoa, Platyhelminthes, Trematoda, Opisthorchiida, Opisthorchiidae. The record is from RefSeq and is a predicted model, not a curated record. The annotation marks the transcript as partial. The transcript has 2 exons.